AUGCGCGGUGUGUUUUUGACGAAGUCCGUCUGGCACGUCGUUAACCGUGAAGUGACUCCGACUUUCACCGACCCGCGAGCGUCCGAUGACUACGUCAAGGCAAGCAACGUCGCGUUUGGUAUGGUGCUGCUGCACAUGAACGCGGACUACCAUCAUGUGCUGGACAACUGCGAGGAAGCCUGGGUUGCGUGGACAAGUCUGAAGACGCUGUACGGUGGGUCGCAGAAGGCAGGACGCAUCUACCUCAAGCGACAACUUUUCAGUAUCAAGAUGGCUGAAGGCGCGAACGUCAUGCAUCACUGCAACGAGGUCCUCAACAUCUCCGCCAAGCUUAGCGGCAUCGGUGCGAAGAUGGAAGACGAAGACGUUGCAAUUUGUCUGCUACUCAGUCUUCCGAAGAGCUACGAAAAUGUGGUGCUCAACAUGGAAAUGAGCAGCACCGAGCUUCGCACUCAAGAUGUGGUGAGAGUCCUGACGAAUGAGCAUGCCAAGCGUCAAGGAGAAAAAUGGACAACGACAGCGACUACGGUGAAAGCUGAAGAUGCAACCAAGGCAUUCGUCACCGAGCGUGAGCCUUACCAAUGCACGUAUUGUGGCAAGGUAGGGCACACGAUGGACCGCUGUUGGACGAAGCAGAAGAAGGAAGGCCGAGGAGCCCGACGCGGCGGCAAUGGUUGCGGACGUGGGGCUAAUAAGGUCCAGUGGGGACAUCAUGAUGAAGGCGAUGGCUACGAUCGAGUGGCGUUUGCAGUCUCGUUCGAAUGUGGAGUUUCGACGAGCAAGGACGUGUCUGGAAUGUGGGCCGUCGACAGUGGUGCAACGCACCACAUUUGCCACGACAAGACCAAGUUCGCAAGUUUGGCAGAGCGCAAUGAGGGCGAACUCUUGGUGGCUGAUGGCAACAAGGUGGCCAUCAAGGGUGUGGGAACCAUCAUGGAAAAGGUGGUUCUGCCCAACGGUGAAGAGCGUGAGAUCGAAAUCAAGAACGCGCUAUAUGUUCCAAGUAUGAGCAAGAACCUGCUCUCGGUGCCACAGAUUAACAGCCAUGGCAACUUUCAACUCGUGUUUGACGGGUCCAAGAUGUAUGUGACUCUCAAGAACUCACAGCAAGUGGUGGCGACAGCGGAUCUCGUGGAUGGACUCUACUGGCUUCGGACGACUCAACGAUCAGCGAAUGUGACAACAAGUGGAACCAGUUGUGCCGAUCUACAUGCGAGAAUGGGUCAUGCUCCAGUCGAUGUACUUCGCAAGAUGAUCGCGACCAACAUGAUCAAGGAUGUGCGAGUCCCUCUCAAGUCGGGUGGAGCAACUACAUGUCGAGUAUGUCAACAAGGGAAAAUGGUCCAAAAACCAUUUCCAAGCAACCGAGACAAGCGCAGCUUGCUGACGGUCAUCGGUUUUUACCAGUAUUGGUAA
Molecule: messenger RNA, 1416 nt
Organism: Peronospora matthiolae
Lineage: Eukaryota; Oomycota; Peronosporomycetes; Peronosporales; Peronosporaceae
Source: the annotation of a GenBank genome assembly